This is a messenger RNA of Rotaria sp. Silwood1, 1023 nucleotides long. NCBI's taxonomy places the organism in Eukaryota, Metazoa, Rotifera, Eurotatoria, Philodinida, Philodinidae. The record is from the annotation of a GenBank genome assembly.
AUGACCGAGGUUGAUAAUGAAGUGGAGAUUGCACCAAGAAAGAUCUCCUUUACUAAUUCAACAAGGGAAAUUCGAUCAAGAGCAACAUCAAUCGUCAAUAUUAUUGCGGAUAGUUUUCAUACGUCUAUAAAUUCUGUUAUUCCAGCCGUCAAUGAACAGAUUGAUGAUGAUGAUGAUGAACUUCCUUUAUUUUCAAUUCGACAAAUAUAUAAAAAUUUAAUUAUUUUUGCAUUAAAUUAUGUAUUGCUGUUCACUGCUUAUAGUGGCAUAGCCGUACUACAAUCAAGUUUAAAUACAGAAGGAAAUGUUGGUGUUAAUUCUCUCAUUGUAUCUAAUGCUUUUUUCUUUGUUAGUUCAAUAUUUCUCACGCAUAUGUUAAUCGACAUUUUUGGACUCAAAUGGACGGCGAUUAUUUGUGAAAUAGGUUAUAUUUUCUAUAUUAUUGUUAAUAUUCGACCUCUACCAUCACUGAUGUAUAUUAGCGCCGGUUUGGUUGGUCUUGGUGCCGCGCCAUUAUGGACAUCUCAAGCAACGUAUAUAAAUCGUAUUGCACGUUAUUACGCUCAUCAUAAAGAGAAAGAAGUUGGUGUUAUUGUUAGUUUAUUUUUUGGAAUUUUUUAUGCCAUUUAUUAUACAAAUCUUAUUUGGGGAAAUUUACUUUCAUAUCUUAUACUUAAUCAAUCAAGUCAAUCACAAAAAUUUAAUUGCGGAAUUCAUUUUGAUCCAUUAUCAAAAAUACAAACUGGAGCAUCGAACAAUGUUAGUGAUGUGACACGUUAUGUUCUAUGUGGAAUAUAUGCUGGAAUGGGUAUUUUGUCAAUAAUUCUUUUAGUUUUAGUACUUGAUCAAAUUCGAUUAGCUAAACCACAAUCUGUUAGACAAUCAUUAAAGAAAAGUGUUGAACUUCUUCAAUCUUUAAUUCAAUGGAAACAUCUUAAUCAAUUGUUUCUUAGUCCAUUAAUAAUAUGGUCUACAGUUGAACAUGCAUUUUUAGUUGCACAAUUUACUCGAGUAAGAAAAUGA